Delphinapterus leucas (beluga whale) is the source of this 3295-nucleotide messenger RNA. It is a transcript of the gene TAS2R4, whose product is annotated as taste 2 receptor member 4. The record is from RefSeq and is a predicted model, not a curated record. Gene Ontology annotation, molecular function: bitter taste receptor activity; G protein-coupled receptor activity. Gene Ontology annotation, biological process: detection of chemical stimulus involved in sensory perception of bitter taste; G protein-coupled receptor signaling pathway; sensory perception of taste. Gene Ontology annotation, cellular component: membrane. Lineage: Eukaryota; Metazoa; Chordata; Mammalia; Artiodactyla; Monodontidae.
UCUUUGCUUUAACUGUUGCCUUGCUUACUCUGUGUUACUUCUUUGAUCUGGGCAUGCCUCUGUCAGUGCCCAUUAGUUUUGUACAGAAAGCUAGGUUCUAGAUCAGGGAGUUCCUCCAGGCUUGCCUUCCUGUCGUCUUUCUUAAAGAGCCUCAGGAAUUUACUCUUCUCUUCUGGACCUGGUAAUUUUCGUAUCUUAGCUCCUUCUUCUUAUCUGUUCCUAUUUGGAUUUGGUAAUAAGACUUUGUAUGCAUUACCUUGCUGCUAGUUUGGUAACCUACAUGUGGCUGCAUCCAGGAUUGUGGCUUGGCUUCACCCAACUGCUGGAGUAGGUAAGAGUAUCAUACUCUUGCACUCACUCAUGGUCUUUGAGAAUGUAAUUUGCCAGGCAUAUUGUACCCUUUACUACCUAAGAAACUACAGGGAAAUCGGGCAGUGAUAUGACUAUCUAUUUUGCCCACAAAACUAUAACUGAAACAUUACUGUGUAUCUAGUACCAGAAUACUUUGAUUGGCAGUUAAAUGCCUGAGAGAAAGUAGCCACAUGUGUUCUAAGCAUAAACCAGGUCUAUAAAGGAAACACAUGAAAUGGCUGACAUUUCUUUUCCAAGAAAAAGCAGAUCACAGCAAAUUAUUAUGACACAAGUCUAUAUAGGUGCCUGGGGAAGAAAUGAAAGUAAAAGAACCAUCAUGAAAGGGUGAAACUAGUUGAAAAAGGCUUUCUCCAGGAGGUGUGGGGUUCUUGAACUUAAUCUAUUAGAUAACUGUAAAUUGCUAUAGAUGCUAAGGGUUGAAAGAGUAAAAUUGGCAUGGCCAGAAUGACAGAUGGAGAAAAUGGUUGCAACAUCAACAGAUGAGAGGAGAGAGAGAGAAGCUGGAUUUGGGUAAUCCGUGCUUUUGUGGUUGGGGGAGUGGAUGGGUAGGAGGGAGGCAUGAGAAUUCCCACCAUAUUCUGGGGUUGCUAUUAAGAAAAGCUGCAUUCACUGUGAAACAAACAUGCUGGACUGGAACUCAGUCGUUUGCUUUUGAAGUCCUUGGAGCCUGCCAUAAUUCCUCGCUCUAGCUUUCCUUCUCUUGGAGAAGUGGACUCCCAGGUUCACCUUGGCUGUUUUAAUUAGGCAUUUCUAGGGAAAACAGGAUAUGAAUGAAGAAAUAGUAAUGCAAUCCUUGGAAGAUUUGCAUCUCAGUAAAGCAGCUGGCUCUAGACCACUGAUUGCUCGUUUGUCACACUGGGGAAAAUUAAAGGAAGUAUCUUUCCCAGCUUGGUACUGGUGCCUACUUGUACCUUUCAAUAUUUUUCCUGCUCCCAGCAUCAACACCGCAACUGCUGAAUCCUCAGUGACUAAAGACACUUCAGACAUUCUUUUCUCUUUCUGUUAUUGUCUCAGUGAUUUUGACUUUUGUAGGACUUAUCGUGAAUCUCUUUAUUGUAGUAGUCAGUUACAAUACUUGGGUCAAAAGCCACAGAAUCUCCUCUUCUGAUAGACUCCUGUUCAGCUUGGGCAUCACCAGGUUUCUUAUACUGGGACUGAAUGCUGUUUUCUUCAUCUCUGCAAAUAUGGAAAGGUCAGUCUACAUAUCCAUUUUUUUUUCCUGUCAUGUUGGAUGUUUUUGGACUCUAAUAGUCUUUGGUUUGUAACCUUGCUCAGUGCCUUGUACUGUGUGAAGAUUGCUAACUACCAACACUCACUGCUUCUCCUGCUGAAACAAAAUCUCUCCCCCAAGAUGCCCUGGCUGCUGCUGGUCUGUAUGCUGAUUUCUGUCUCCACCACUCUCCUGUAUGUUGUGCUCAGACAGAAAGCACCCCCUUCUGAAUUUGUGGCUGGGAGAAAUGACACAGUAUUUGACAUCACUGAGGGAAUCUUGUCUUUGGUGACCCCUUUGGUCUUGAGCUCAUUUCUCCAAUUCAUCAUUAAUGUGACUUCUGCUUCUUUGUUAAUCAGUUCCUUGAGGAGACGUAUACGGACGAUGCAGAGAAAUGCCGCUGUUCUUUGGAAUCCUCAGACUGAGACUCCUGUGGGUGCUCUGAAGCUGAUGAUAUACUUCCUCAUACUCUACAUUCUGUAUUCAAUUGCUUCCCUGCUCCAUUAUCUCUCUUCUUCUGUAGGGAUGGAUUUGGGAGCCAAGUCCAUUUAUGUUAUCAUUUCCACCAUUUACCCUCCGGGACAUUCUGUUCUCAUUAUUCUCACACAUCCUAAACUGAAAACAAAGCAAAGAAGAUUCUUUGUUUCAAUAAAUAGUGGAAUUUCAAUAAUCAAUGGUGGCUAGAGUCACCUCGUGGGGCGCAAGAUUUUGUUGGCAGUUUUCCCAGCUAUCUGAGGAAUUCAUUUUUGGAAUUGCUGAUCUGACUCCCUAGGCCUUUAAGUGCCUGUAUUUCAAUUCAUUCGACAAUAUAUUUUUGCUAAUAUUUUAAAAGUAGGCACUUUCUGUAAGAAACUUGUUUGAAGCAUCGCUUACCAUGUAUUUUGCAUGGACGUUGCAUACCUGGAUCAUGGAAGUCACCACACUGUUCCAUGGCUACUGAAGUUUAAUGGGAAGUUCCCCAAAAUAAAGCAAUACAUUAGAGAGCACAUCAUUAGUUAAAUUUUUGAGGUUUAGCUGAGGAGCCCUGGGUAAGGGAUCAGCAGUGGGUAAAUGGUCAUCAGGAGCCACUAGACUGGCUUAAAGCAUGGCAAGAGGGUGCAAAGAGAAAAAGAGGAAAGGAAAGUUUCAGAGAGAAAAGGGAGGGAAGAGAAACGUCAAAGGAAAUAGGUGUACAUUGUGUCAGAUGCAUAGAAAAAGGGUCCUCAACUUGCUGAGGGACAGUAAGUGAGGUAUUACUACCAAGAAACUCUAGGACUGAAUUUCUAGGUUUGUUCUGGAAAGAAGGGAAGGGCCAGAGUUGAUGAGUGGAGGGAAGUGGUUAGGAUUGAAGAAGCCCAAUCCAGGAUGGUUUCAAGGAUCUUCAAAUCCAGGGAGCCAAAUUCAAAAGCAUGUGCCAAAAAGUGAAAUUAACACAAUCUGAGUGCCCCUUUACAAAAGAUUGUACCCUUCAUAUGAUAUGGAAUUCAGUAGAAAGCCGAGAGGAGUCAUUGGACUGGUGGUGGGAACACCUGACUUUUGGUGAAUUUAUGUCAUCUCUGUGUGAAUUUAUGCACUGAGAUUUAUGGGCACUGCACAGUUCUCCAAAAUGCUGAGCUUUUUGUUUAUUUGUUUGGAACAGCAGGACUAUGGCUACAGAGGAAUAGGAAUCUGAAGAUGGCAUAUUGAUGUUUUGAAAUGGGAAUUGGGAAAUAAUAAUUUAUAUAGUUUUUUUGG